Messenger RNA from Naegleria lovaniensis, 2103 nucleotides. RefSeq lists its product as uncharacterized. The record is from RefSeq and is a predicted model, not a curated record. NCBI's taxonomy places the organism in Eukaryota, Heterolobosea, Eutetramitea, Acrasida, Naegleriidae. Gene Ontology annotation, molecular function: homoaconitate hydratase activity; 4 iron, 4 sulfur cluster binding. The transcript is spliced from 3 exons. Bases 1 to 2103 code for a protein of 700 amino acids. Gene Ontology annotation, biological process: L-lysine biosynthetic process.
AUGCUCCACACCACUUCCCGUGCGUAUCACACCAACACAACAUUGGCACUCUCUUCGUUAUUCCUUCGAAGACUACGACAACAUGGUCAACAAGUACGAUUGUUUUCCAACUCGCUCACUCUUCGACAACAUCAAACCAUGAUCCACAAAAUUUUACAACAAUAUGCACCUGAGGAUCAUGGAUUGGUGAGCUCGGGAGAUUAUUUGCAAAUUUCUCCUCAUCAUAUUUUAACUCAUGACAAUACCAGUGCUGUCAUGAUCAAAUUUAAAGCCUUUUUCGAAGAAUGUAAAAAACCACUGAAAUUUGCCAAUCCAAAACAACCCGUCUUUGCUCUCGAUCACAACAUUCAGGACACUUCCGAAGCCAAUCUCGCCAAAUACAAAAAAAUUGAAUCAUUUGCCUCUGAAAAUGGAAUUGUCUUUUAUCCAGCCGGUAGAGGAAUUGGCCAUCAAGUAAUGAUCGAAGAAGGAUAUGCAUGGCCUCUCACAUUUACAACUGCUAGUGACUCUCAUUCCAAUAUGUAUGGUGGAAUUGGAUGUUUGGGAACUCCUGUUGUGAGAACUGAUGCUGCUGCGAUUUGGGCAACUGGAUCGACUUGGUGGCAAGUUCCUCCAAUUACACGAGUUGAGUUGACUGGUAAAUUGAGAGAAGGAGUGAGUGGUAAAGAUGUGAUUAUUGAAUUGUGUGGACUUUUUAAUAAUGACGAAGUGUUAAAUCAUUGUGUGGAGUUUACAGGUGAUGGAAUUAGUUCAUUAUCGAUUGAUGAAAGAUUAUCCAUUGCAAACAUGACAACUGAGUGGGGUGCUUUAGCUGGUGUUUUCCCAGUGGAUUCUCAAACCAUUGAUUGGUUAAAAAAGACACAAAACUCCAACAAAUCGAAAGCCAUUCAAAAAUUGGAACAAGAUCAUAUGAAAUUCAUUCCAGAUCCAGAUGCUCACUAUGUUCAAACGUUGACUUUGGAUCUUUCCACAGUGGAUCCUCACGUCUCUGGACCCAAUCAUGUCAAAGUCAUGCAAAGCGUCCAAGAAAUUGCAAAAAAGCAAAUUCAAGUCCACAAGGCCUAUAUUGUUUCAUGUGUAAACAGUCGAGUGAACGAUCUUCAUCAAGCUGCCAAUGUCUUGAGAAGAUCCUCUCAAAAAACAAUUGCAAAAGGUGUGGAAUUGUACAUUUCUGCUGCGAGUGACAAGGUUCAAAAAGAAAGUGAACAACUUGGAGAUUGGCAAUUGUUAGUACAAUCUGGAGCCAAAGUUCUUCCACCAGGAUGUGGUCCCUGUAUUGGUUUAGGCACUGGUUUGUUACAAGAUGGACAAGUUGGAAUUUCAAGUACGAAUCGAAAUUUUAAAGGAAGAAUGGGAUCUCGAAAUGCAGAAGCUUAUUUGGCUUCUCCUGAAGUAGUCAUGGCCAGUGCAUUGAAAGGUUUCAUUUCAUUGCCAGAAUAUUUUUCAACGAGUGGCAGUGGCAACCAAGUAGUAGCUAAAUUUUCCAAAAAAGUUCAUAGUGAGUCUGGAUCGUCUUCACACGGAAAGACUAAAAUUAUUGAGGGAUUUCCAGAAGUCAUGGAAGGAGAAGUAGUUUUCGUUCAUCAAGAUAAUCUCAAUACAGAUGGAAUUUAUCCUGGAAAAUACACGUAUAAGGAAACCAUCACUCCUGAAGAACAAGCUCAAGUCGCUAUGGAAAAUUAUGAUGCAAAUUUUGUGAAAAUUGCCAAGAAGGGACAUGUUCUUGUUUGUGGAUAUAAUUUUGGAACGGGAAGCUCUAGAGAGCAAGCUGCCACAUGUUUGAAAUAUUUGGGCAUUCAAGUAGUGGUUGGAGGAAGUUUCAGUGAAACGUACAAGAGAAAUGCUACCAAUAAUGGAUUUUUAUGUAUUGAGGUGCCAGCUCUUGUGGACUAUUUGAAACAAACGCAAGGUACCAAUAAGGAGACUGUUCUUGUCCAGAAUGCUAAAAUCAGAAUUGAUUUUAGAAAUUCCUGUUUGACUCUAUUGGAAGGAAGCUCAAAGAAAGAAUAUCAAUUCCAUCCUGUGGGUCCAGUGGCUCAAGAAUUGAUUGUUCUUGGUGGAUUGGAGCCUUUGGUCAUUCACAAACUCAGUCACCAACAAUAA